Molecule: messenger RNA, 3341 nt
Organism: Spinacia oleracea (spinach)
Lineage: Eukaryota; Viridiplantae; Streptophyta; Magnoliopsida; Caryophyllales; Amaranthaceae
Exons: 22
Coding region: 239-2908 (889 amino acids)
Biological process (GO): proteolysis
Molecular function (GO): metalloexopeptidase activity
Source: RefSeq, a predicted model, not a curated record
CCACUUGAAAAAACACAGAAAACCACGAUUAAUAUACUGGAACUAAUUGGACACUGAUUGAGUUGUCAUUGUAACCGCCGCUCAUCCGUCAUCAAUCAAUCGACCAUCAUCAUCAAUUUUGUAGAAACCCCAGUUUUUUAAAUUUCCCACUAACUACUCAAUUCCAAAAACCCCCUAGGGUUUACUUCACCUUCAAAAACUGUCGAUUUUUUUUUUUGCAUUUCUUCAUCGUUCAUCAAUGGCGAUUUUCAGACUGAAAUCUGGAGAUAUCUUCGCAUUCAAAUUACUCUUCGUAUUAGCAAUAAUGUACGGUUUAAUGUCUGUGUUAGUGUACUCUGUUCUUCACAUGAAGUUCAUUACUCCCCUCGGCAUUGACGCCCCUCUUAAUCAGUUCUCCGAAGGUAGAGCUAUUCAACAUCUUCGAGUAUUGUCUGAAGAAAUUGAUGGUCGCCAGGAAGGGCGCCCAGGUUUGAAGCAAGCUGCUGAUUAUAUUAAAGAGCAGCUGGAGUUGCUGAAGAUUCGAGCGAACUCGAACUUUAGGAUUGAGGUUGAGGAAACUUUGGUCAAUGGGUCUUUCAGCAUGAUGUUUUUAGGUCACAGCUUAUCUCUGGCUUAUAGAGCCCAUACUAAUAUUCUCAUGAGAAUAUCAUCAGUAAAUUCAACAGAAACCGAUGCUUCAGUUUUGGUAAAUGGUCAUUAUGAUAGUGCUCUUAACUCCCCUGGGGCUGCUGAUUGUGGUUCUUGUGUUGCAUCAAUGCUUGAACUAGCGAGACUUAUAGUUGAUUCUAAUUGGAUUUCUCCCCGGCCAGUCAUAUUUCUUUUCAAUGGGGCCGAAGAACUUUUCAUGUUGGGUUCACAUGGUUUCAUCACCACUCAUAAAUGGCGUGACACUAUUGGAGCUUUUAUAAACAUGGAAGCAUCAGGAAGUGGUGGUCCUGAUGUAGUUUGCCAAUCUGGACCUGGAUCUUGGGCUUCUCGUGUGUAUGCUCAGUCAGCUGUAUAUCCCAUGGCCCAGAGUAGUGCUCAGGAUCUUUUUGGUGUUAUUCCAGGCGACACAGAUUACAGAAUUUUUGCCCAAGAUUAUGGGAAGAUUCCUGGACUUGACGUAAUCUUUCUCCUUGGUGGUUACUUUUAUCACACUUCCUCUGAUACACUCGAAAGGCUAUUACCUGGAAGCAUUCAAGCGCGUGGAGACAAUCUGUUUAGUUUAGUCAGGGCCUUUGCUAGUUCCUCUAUGCUCCGGAAUGCAAGUGAACGCCAGUAUUUUGAAUCUGCUGAUCAAGGAACUGAUAGUGAACGGGCAAUUUUCUUUGACUAUAUGACAUGGUUCAUGGUCUAUUACCCAAAAAGCGUUGCUGCAGUUCUCCAUAUUCUUCCAGUAGUUAUCUUUCUCGUUGCUCCAAUCAUCUUAUGUCAGGCAAAUUUUGGACUAUGUUCUUGUUGUAAAACUUAUUUUGACUUCUUGAAAGGGAUGUUCCAACACUUCAUCGCGAUCAUAAUGGCAAUUAUUGUUCCGGUGGUUUUAGCAGUUUGUAGACUGUUUUUCUCUAAUCACGCAAUGAACUGGUUUGCAAAUCCUUAUUUGGCCUUCAUGAUGUUCGUCCCAUGCUCUGUUGUUGGUCUGCUUAUUCCAAGAUAUAUGUGGAGACACUUUCAUGAUUAUCAAGACAUGUCUGUUCAGAUAAUGUCAAGAGAGGCACGAAUUUAUGAAUCAAAUUUUUAUGGAGCCUUUGGAUUUUAUGCUCUGUUAACUAUGGUUUUUUCUCUCGCUGGUCUUGGUGGGGGCUCCUUAACCUUUUUUACAUCAGUAUCUAUGUUGUUAGCUUGGAUAUUUACUCAGUUGCUCUCUUAUCCUGAGCAUUCAUUGAGGUCCGUGGUGGUCUAUUUGUUUCCAUUGCUGCCAUGUUUAACAUAUUCGGUCCAUUAUGGUGGGUUUAUUACGCAAUUCUUGAUCGAGAAGAUGGGUAUGAUGGGUUCUGUUCCACCACCCUAUGAUUAUAAAUCUAAUAUCACAAGUGAGGGUGGCUGCAAUCUGAGGUACCUAAUUAUUUUAAGAGGAUACUAUGUACAGGAUAUUGCCGUGGCAGCAAUGGUUGGCAUUGUAACUGGUUGGUGUGUGGGUCCGUUGCUGCCUGUUAUUGGUGAUUGGUUAGCCCGAUCUUCUAUAUUGCAAACCUUGCUGCAGCUCAGUGUGCUUGCCCUGGCUCUUUCGUCAGGGUUCUUUCCUUACAGUGCGGAAGCGCCUAAAAGGGUAGUAAUGCAGCAUGCAAUUUUAACCGCAGAUUCAACGCAGAUUUUGGACUCAAGCUAUGAAUUUGGUGUUCUAGAUUCAAAUUCUUUAUCUUUUCUUUUCAAGUAUGCUCAGGAGGCGUCAGAACAUCCGCAAAUUGGUUCAGGAUAUUCUUUCCAGAAUACGAGAGAUAGAUGGCUUGCAAUUUUCCCUGUAUCAAAUUUAAUUUCAAGAAGCUUUAAGUUCCCAGUCGGACAUGAAGAAAUCUUGAAGCAGUAUAACUCUUUUCCUCAUCUAUCAACUAUUGAGCGGGAAGUGUUUUCUGAUGCGGGUAUUCGCAAGGUUCACCUGGAACUAAAUUUAGGAUCUCUGAAAGAGGUUUCGGUUACUGUCCUCAAUGUUACUGGUCCAUUAUCUGGUUGGUCAUUUGCUGACAAGACAUUACCAGCCCCGGAAACAAUUGACGGUGGUCCUCCUUCAUACAUAUGCAGACUUAGUGGUGCGAGCUAUGAAAAGUGGGCCUUCUGGUUGGAGGCAAAUAGUUCAGAACCUUUAAGAGUAGAAGUUGUUGCCCUAGACCAACAUUUGACAGAUUCAGCCAAGGAGUUGAAACAUCGUUUCCCAGAAUGGGCAGACAUAGUUGCUUAUACGAGUUUUAUGUCCAGUUAUACAUUUUAGUUCACAACUUGGGGCAGCACAUAAAUAAAUGGAGGCUCACAUUUUUUGCAGCCAAUCAUAUGUAUUAUGUAACACUUAGCCACGUCGAAGCUUUGCUUGGAAACAUUAUACAAACUCUGCAAUUCUCCAAGAUACAAUUGCAACGGUAUCCUGCAUCUAAUGGCGUUCUAUUGUCAAGGUUAAUAAUAGAGGAUUAGUUCAAUUAGCUCAUGAUGCUGCUCCAAAAUGUAAUUUUUUCUUUUUUUUUUUUCUGAGUAGUGAUUAGUUAAAUUUCAUUUAUGGAUGCCAAUGCUUUUGUAUACCUCUUUUAUUUUUUAUUUAUUAUAAGCUAAGUACGAGUACAAUAUUGUGAACCUCUAAAUUCUAAUCCAUCGAUGUAUGACGAAGUAUUUUCCAUUAAAUUUUCUGAUGGUGCACUAAAUGUACUAUACUA